AAUUUGCACAAACUUGAAACAUCAGGGGCCAAAAGUGUUUUUUUAGCCCAGAAGAAAACCGUUGAUUUUGGCGGGUCCGAAUCUCCAUAUAAAUAUUCCAUCUGCCCUUGGAAUCUUUUUAUUUUCUUUUCAUUUUCCUUUUUCAUUUCUCUUUCUCUCUCUUGUUCUGGAUCUACCGUCACGGCAUGGCCACUUCCAACGGUUCCGGCGACGGAAACCACCGCGCAACCCCACCGUCCGAAUCGGCGUUGAUCUUUCUCGGAACAGGCUGUUCCAGCAUGGUUCCCAACGUAAUGUGCCUCAUCCAGCCCUCCAAUCCUCCCUGCUCCGUCUGCGUUCAGUCACUGACUCUCCCUCCCGAUCGGAACCCUAAUUACAGGUGUAAUACAUCUCUUCUAAUUGAUUAUCGUGAAAGCAAUGGUGAUCACAACUACAUAUUGAUUGAUGUUGGGAAGACAUUCAGAGAGGGUGUGCUUAGAUGGUUUACUUUACAUCAGAUUCCAAGAAUUGAUUCUAUUAUUUUAACUCACGAGCAUGCGGAUGCAGUCCUUGGAUUGGAUGAUAUACGUGCUGUGCAGCCUUUUAGUCCAACAAAUGAUAUUGAACCUACUCCCAUAUACCUGAGUCAGCAUUCAAUGGAUAGCAUAGCAGAGAAGUUUCCUUAUUUGGUUCAGAAAAAACUCAAGGAAGGGCAAGAAGUACGAAGGGUGGCUCAGAUGUCCUGGAACAUUAUUGCUGAUGACUGCAAUCAACCAUUUUCUGCAUCAGGAUUAAAGUUCACUCCUUUACCAGUUAUGCAUGGAGAGGAUUACAUCUGUUUGGGCUUUCUUUUUGGUGAGAAAAGUAGGGUGGCUUAUAUAUCUGAUGUUUCACGGAUUCCUGCUAGUACAGAGUAUGUCAUUUCCAAAAGUGGAGCUGGACAGUUGGAUCUUCUAAUAUUGGACUCAUUGUAUAGGACUGGAUCACAUAAUGUUCACCUAUGUUUUCCACAGACUCUUGAAACUGUGAAGAGGUUGUGUCCAAAGCAAACCCUAUUAAUUGGAAUGACUCAUGAGUUUGAUCAUCACAAGGACAACGAAUUUUUGAAAGAGUGGUCCAGAAGGGAAGGAAUUCAAGUGCAGCUUGCUCAUGACGGUUUGAGAGUUCCCAUAGACUUAUAGUAAGGAAAGGUUAAAGCAUGUGACAGUGUAUACCGUAUACCAUUGAUCUUGGUUUGAUUACUGAUUGAUUGGAGCCUUGAUAUUUUUUAAAGAUUGUGCUCAGUUUCCACAACAGUCAAAGGAACCAACAUUUUUGCUAGAUGUGUUGGCAUUUGGGGAUAUGACAAUGAGGACUUAUUUUGAUAAAAAUCCCCAUUCUUCUAAAUAAACUCUUGAAAAGUUGUAUUAGAACAAUUUUAUGAUCAAAUUGGAAAAGAAAAUGGAUUGCUUAAAAUUUUCUUUUGCUUAAAAGCUCCACCAUAUUCUAAAUUUCUUUUGCAGACACUGUAUGGCACAACUGCUGGCUGAAAGGUGUAAUCUUCAAUCAUAUAGCAAUUGUUAUAAAUUAGUUAGCUGAAUAUUAGUUUUGCCCACACUAA
Molecule: messenger RNA, 1579 nt
Organism: Lotus japonicus
Lineage: Eukaryota; Viridiplantae; Streptophyta; Magnoliopsida; Fabales; Fabaceae
Product: putative hydrolase C777.06c
Exons: 10
Coding region: 186-1160 (324 amino acids)
Source: RefSeq, a predicted model, not a curated record